GCUGAAAGAGUAUGACGUCGAUUGAGGGCUUGUGGGCCAUAAGGAGUUAUAUCUGUGCCUGGAUUAUACCCCUUCUUCUCUUACCCAUACUAUUUGUUACCACAACACCGGCCGGAAAAUGCGCUUAUGUUGUGCUCGUCAUGAGUUUCUAUUGGUUCUCGGAAGCGAUCCCUAUAUCUGUGACGGCACUGUUGCCGAUGGUAUUGUUCCCAUUGCUCGGUGUCUUAUCUUCAGACCAAACCGCCAAAGCCUAUGUCAAUGGCACAGUCAUGAUAUUCUUGGGCAGUCUUAUAGCCGCCGCCGCCGUCGAGAAAUCACUCCUACAUAAGAGGAUUGCGUUAAAAGUGCUUUUAGUGACCGGAACUUCACCUAAAAGACUAUUGUUUGGAUUUAUGUUUACGACGGCAUUUCUGUCGAUGUGGAUCAGCAAUCUGGCGGCCACAGCGCUUAUGAUACCCAUUAUAAACGCAGCUUUGGAUCAAAUAAAGCAACGGAAGUCCAAAUCGUACGGAACUCUAACCCAAAGCAACGUGUUGACGAUGGAGUUCAGGGAAGGACAGUAUAAAUCGCAAGUGCGGCGCACGAGUGCCACUCAUAUCAGAAUCGAUGACGAAUGCCAAGAAUCGAUGACCAAAUCGGUAUUUCUGGGCGUGUGUUACGCGGCCAACAUCGGCGGUACGGGCACUCUCACCGGCACCUCAACUAAUCUGAUACUCAAUGGCAUUCUCAAAGAAAACCCGAUCUCAUUUUCUGACUGGAUCAUUUUCAAUGCCCCGGGAAUGUUCCUCUUGGUGUUCAUUACGUGGGCUUUCAUCGUCUCAUUCUUCAUGAAAACGUCUGAAGACUCAUUGACGGCAGAGAAAGACAACGAAGCCGUCUAUAAAGCAAUUAAAUACAAAUACGACGAAUUGGGAUCCAUUUCUUUCUAUGAGUUCUCAGUUCUCGUACUCUUCAUAUUAUUACUACUUCUCUGGUUCUUCAGAGAUCCAGACUUUCUCAAGGGUUGGGCCGUCUAUUUGAAUGGCGAACACAAUUUCAUUAAGGACUCGUGUCCGGCCAUAUUCAUUGUCAUGUUUUUCUUCAUAAUACCCGCCAAUCCAACUAAUCUGAGACAAUCGGCACCACUGUUGGACUGGAAGACCACUCAGGAGUCAGUGGCGUGGGGUAUAAUCCUUCUGAUUGGCGGCGGUUUCGCGAUGGCAGAGGGGGCGGAGGUGUCGGGUCUGUCCACAUGGAUGGGCACCCAAUUGACAGUAUUGGAGCACUUGUCCCCAUUCGCCAUAACACUCAUAGUGUGUAUCAUAGCGCUGAUGGUGACAGAGGUGGCCAGCAAUACAGCCACCUGUACCAUAAUGUUGCCGGUUAUCAAGCGAAUGGCAAUUGAACUGAACAUGAGCCCCCUAUCGGUAAUGUUACCUGUUACAUUGGUGUGCUCGUACGCAUUCAUGCUUCCGGUCGCCUCGGGAACCAACGCUAUCAUAUUUGAAACGGCCAAGAUGAGAAAUAAAGAUAUGGUAAUUCCCGGAUUAUUUAUGAAAAUCAUAUGCCUUUCGGUCACUCUAUUCAUGAUUAACACGUGGGGAACAGUUGUACUCGAUUUGGAUGGCUUUCAUUAUAACGGCACACAUUCCUAUGACGGCCAACCAUUGACUACACUUAGGGCUUAAUUAAUAUAAUUAUUAACAUAAUGUAAUUUAAUUUAUAUAAUAACUAUUAUAUCUACUUUUCAUUCUAUUUAGUAUUAAGAUAUUAUUUUUAGAAAUAUUCAUUCUUAUUCAUUAAAUGUAAUCAACAAAACACACAUUAUUUUUUAAGUUUUAAUAAAUAUAUUUACCAAAAAUA
Messenger RNA from Medioppia subpectinata, 1842 nucleotides. NCBI's taxonomy places the organism in Eukaryota, Metazoa, Arthropoda, Arachnida, Sarcoptiformes, Oppiidae. The record is from the annotation of a GenBank genome assembly.